Molecule: messenger RNA, 1287 nt
Organism: Erythranthe guttata (spotted monkey flower)
Lineage: Eukaryota; Viridiplantae; Streptophyta; Magnoliopsida; Lamiales; Phrymaceae
Product: carboxylesterase 20
Molecular function (GO): hydrolase activity
Source: RefSeq, a predicted model, not a curated record
ACCCCAUAAUCUUUAUUAAGAAAACAAAUUAAAUAAAUAAUAAUGAUAAGUUGGACUUUGAGCAAGUAAAGUUUAAUAUUGGUGCUUCAACUUCAACUUAGACUGCAAGAAAGUAACAUAAAACAAUGAGGGCACGUUACGUUAGUCUAAUGAAACAAAUAUUUAUUUCAUACACUAAUUUCUUCAGUACUCAAAAUGGCAUCAAUUGAUCCCAAUAUUGAUCCCUAUGGCUACUUGGGAAUCACCCAAAACUCCGACGGUUCCAUCACUCGUCGGCCGGAGUUUCUCGCCACAUGCACCGCCGAUUCCGAUCCCAAAUCUCCGGUCCUCAUCAAGGACAUUCCCAUCAAUCAACAAAACAACACUUGGGCACGCCUCUACCUCCCCGCGCCGGAAUCCGGCGCCGCUCCGGCGACCAAACGGCCCCUCCUGGUUUACUACCACGGCGGAGGAUUCAUCCUAUGCAGCGCCGCCAGUUCCAUAUUCCACGCCUUCUGUUCCCGACUCGCCGCUGAAAUCCCGGCGUUGGUCGUCUCCGUCGAGUACCGUCUCGCCCCGGAACACCGCCUCCCCGCCGCCUACGACGACUCCGCGGAAGCCCUGGAUUGGAUCCGAACCGCCGGCGACGAGUGGCUGACUGACUACGCCGAUUUCUCCAAUUGUUUUCUGAUGGGAACCAGCGCCGGCGGAAACAUCGCGUACCACGUGGGUUUGCGCGAGUGCGUUGACGUUGACCAGCCGAAGCCUCUGAAGAUCCAAGGGCUGAUACUGCACCAGCCGUUCUUCGGCGGUGUGGAGAGGACCCCGUCGGAGAUAAGGCUGGCCGGCGACAAGGUGCUUCCGCCGCUUCUGUCGGAUAUAAUGUGGGAUCUGUCGCUGCCGGUUGGGGUUGACCAGGACCACGAGUACUCCAAUCCAAUCAGAGCCGUUAGAUUAGAUGUGGUGGAGAAGGUGAAGGAUCAAGGGUUGAGAUUACUGGUGACCGGCUGUGACGGUGACCCGCUGGUGGACCGUCAAAUUGAAUUGGUGAAGAUGCUGAAAGAUAAGGGAGUGGAUGUGGUGGAUCAAUUUAGCGAUGGUGGAUUUCAUGGAUGUGAGAUUUUUGAUGAUUCUAAAGCUAUUGUCCUUUAUGCUGCCCUAAAGAAAUUUGUCCUAAAUUCUUAAUUUUAAUUUCCCAUUUUUAUGCUUUGAAUUGAUUCUAAUAAGUAUAAGUUGUACCUUUAACAACUUCCUAGUGUAAUAUUUCAUCUUUUAUCAAAUUUAAAUAUAUAUUUUUUUAAGGGUUAA